CCGCGAGCCGCAGCGCCACGCAGACCACCCGAGCGUAGUACCGUCGCGCCGCCGGCACCGCGCAGAACGACCCCGGGGCGCCAGCGAGGCGCCCAAAAAACAGUCGACCAAAGAGGCGCUGUCAAGCUCCGGCGCGCGGAAAGACGACGAUGGCCGCCCUCACGGCGGCGAGCCCGUCCCCCAAGGACGACACCGACCGACGCAUCGCCGCAUUAACGGAGCACUUCGAGGCCGGGAGGACGGUCAAGGCCGUCGACGCGGCGCUCCAGGCGGCCUGCGCGAGCGCCGACGAGGCCCCGCGGCCGCGCAUCACGCUGCGCUUGAAGACCCACGGUGGCGCGAUAGAAUGCUGGGUUUUGGAGACGCACGAUGGAGUACCACAAGCGUUCCGCUGCGACCAGGAGGGCGCGGACGCCGACGUGGCCGCGAGCAUGGAGAUGGCGCUCGCCACGUUCCUGCGCUUAGCUGCGCGUCGCCUGAAGACUUCAAGAGCGGUCCUCGCGGGCCAAUGCAAGGCCUCGGGGCACCGCCGGUCCCUGGAGCGGUGGGGCCCCAUGCUGACGGACGCCAAGAAGCGACUAGCCGACGCGCUGGACCUGCGGGCGCCGCCCCCUUCCGUCAUUGAGAAGAAGGGCUGGUUUCGGCGGCGGUCGCGGGACUGGCGCUGCGCCGUGUCCGCGCUCAAGUCCCAGACGGUUGGAGGGAGGUGGCGGCUCCGCGCGGAGAUCGCGGCGCCGUCGACCUCCAGGGACGUGCGCGUCGAUUGUCGAGCGUCUGAUAUGGAAUGCGGCGAGGAGCUGCGGCGGGAACUUGGGGCACUCCAACGGGCCGCGGCGUCGGCGCUCGGCGUGAACGAGGACCUUCCCGACCUCCCGGCAGCGGCGUCGUUCACGGGCGGCCGCGUCUGCCGCAUCGCGAUCACGCAGAAGGGGAGCGUCGUCAAACUCUCCAUCCUUGCGUGCGCGCCCGGCGCUGUCAACGCCGCCCUCACGACGACGUCGCUUGACCUGCGGGAGACGGACGACGUGCACGUCGCCGUGGCAGAUAUCUGCUCGGAGAUCGGCGCGGCAUGGGGCCGCCUCACGCGCAAGGAGCGGUCGCGGUCGAAGUCGCCGCUGCGCUCGCCGCUGCGGCAGGUCAACGCCGGGGACGACAGGGCCUGGGAGCCGCCGGCGAAGCAGACGUCCUCGGCGCUCGAGACGGCCGACCUCGCCAAGCUCCACAAGGGCAAGCAGGCGUACCUGGACCGCCUCGUGCGCAAGGCGAACUUCUGAUCCACCCCCUGUCUCGAAACUAAGACCCAAGUGUUCUCGAAGCAUUAGGCACAGUG
This is a messenger RNA of Pelagomonas calceolata, 1330 nucleotides long. NCBI's taxonomy places the organism in Eukaryota, Pelagophyceae, Pelagomonadales, Pelagomonadaceae. The record is from the annotation of a GenBank genome assembly.